Molecule: messenger RNA, 4278 nt
Organism: Lagenorhynchus albirostris (white-beaked dolphin)
Lineage: Eukaryota; Metazoa; Chordata; Mammalia; Artiodactyla; Delphinidae
Gene: RFLNA
Product: refilin A
Exons: 5
Coding region: 334-741 (135 amino acids)
Biological process (GO): negative regulation of chondrocyte development; actin filament bundle organization; negative regulation of bone mineralization involved in bone maturation
Cellular component (GO): actin filament bundle
Molecular function (GO): filamin binding
Source: RefSeq, a predicted model, not a curated record
CCAGCCCGCCCUUCUACUCCCUGGCGCCUGGCAUCCUCGACGCUCGCGCGGGGGGCUCUGGCGCCUCCUCGGAGGCCCCCGGACCCGGCGAGGCCAAAGCGGAGAGGCGUUCUGGACUUCCAGGGAUUGAUAGAUGUGACCCAGGCUGUUGGCAGUGAAAUUGAUCCCACUGUCUGAACGUACCAGCUUUCCUGAAAGAGUGUCUCAGACUUGGCACAGAUGCCAGGUAUGGAACUGAGCUGUCUCUGAUCUUUCUAAUUUGGCUUGAAGGCAAGACCUGGGGCUGUUUCCACACAGCCCCUCCCCCUCCCCCCGAGCACCCCGGCGCGAGAGAUGAGGCCCCGGAUGCUGCCCGUGUUCUUUGGGGAGAGCAUUGAGGUGAACCCAGAACCCACGCCCGAGAUCCGCUGCAAUUCCGAGGUCAAGUACGCCUCGGAGAGGCACUUCCGGGACAAGGUCUUCUACGCGCCGGUGCCCACGGUCACGGCCUACAGCGAGACGAUCGUGGCCGCGCCUAACUGCACGUGGCGCAGCUACCGCAGCCAGCUGACCCUGGAGCCGCGGCCGCGCGCCCUGCGCUUCCGCAGCACCACCAUCAUCUUCCCCAAGCGCGCCCGCAGCUCCUUCCGCACCACCCUGCACCUCAGCCUGGGCCGGCCCCGCCGCUGGUUCACGGCCAGCGUGCAGCUGCAGCUGUGCCCGCGCCCCGGGCCCGGCCUGCUGGGCCCCGCGCCGCUCUGACCGGCAGCCCGGCCCCCGCGGCGGCCGGAGCACGGGCUCCACGAUCGGGAGGGACCCCGGGCUGUGUCUUGCCCGCGCCGCAGCCGCUUUCUCAGCACCUACCCGGUGAGGCAGCGUGGGCCUGGCUUUCCCGAGGAGCCCGGGGCGGGGGCAGGUGCGUAGGCGGUGCUCGCCCCGACGGCCUGGGAGUGAAGAAGGUGUGUGGGCCCUGGCUGCCCUUGAAGCGGUGGACACACCCCGAACGCCGGCAGGACUGAGGCGUCCGGCCCGGCCUUGGCCGGGGGGCCCCCCACCAACCCCGGCUCCCAGGCCACGUGGGAGGGGAGAGGGGUGCCGUCCAGACACCCGCCGGCCCUGGAGAGGGCUGUUUCCAGAGCAGGCCUUUCACGUGUGUGCAGCUGGGCGCCCAGAGCCAUGGCCCAGCAACCUCUGGUGGACGGUGAGCCGGGAGGCUGGGCGAAAGCCGGCAACGCUGCCGGGGCUGGUUGUGGGUUGUGUGUGGGGAGCGGCCUGGAGGAGCCCUGCCCGCGCUGUCCCAGUGCCCGUGCCCCAGUGUGGAGGAUGGAGGGCAUAGCCCGUCAGCACCGAGGCCUUUGAGCUCUGUGUCCGGAGCCUCACCCGCAGGGCAUCCUGCUAACCUCUGUCCCGACACCUUCAGGACCAGGACUCUGGACCGUCAGAGCCCUUGAGCCAGGUGCCAAGGGGAGGCGUCUAAGCCGUUGGAAAUGACCACUGCCACCUGCCCGAGGCUCCUGGCCAGCUGUCAGCUUUCAGAUUCCGUGGGGUCCAGCUGCCCUCGUUCGGGCCUCCCGUUCCUACAGUGAUGACACUGCAGUGGCCAGUGCAGGAGGGUUCACCACACACGUGCAAGGUCAGGGGAGGAAGACGGGAGACCCUUGUGCUCCCUGGGAAGAGCCAGGAUACGUGGGUGCUGGGGCCACGGCCUGGGGCUGCCUGCCACCAAUGCCCCAGAAGCCCCCAGCGUGGCCACGGAGGUGCCUUCAGACCUGAUUGGACCCAGCAGGUGGAGGCUGCCCCGCCGCUCCUCUGGCAUCCCCCCAAGACGGGGCUUUAGCUCCCUCGCUGUGGGGAGGGGCGGCUCGGAGCUAGCGUUCAGGAGAGGCGAAGUGACUGAUAUAUUUUUAUAUAUCUACAGACUGUGCAUGUUCUCGCCACAGAGAUGCUUUCUGAUUAACAAAGAAAUAACUUAAGAAUCGAUUAUCUUAAUAAAAUGUGCAGACUCGAAGAGACUCCCUCUUCCAUGUUUCUGAGACCCUCAGACCCCACCGUGGGUGGGACUGGUCUUCAUAGGCCCAUGGUCCCUCCCCACUACACACAGGGGACAGGGAGACACUUGGAAGGCUCAGAGAGAGCCCUGUGCCCCUCACCCGAUCCCUGUAGACAGCCUGAGUGCGCCAGCCCCACCCAGGAGCUGGGUAAUAAAUGCAGAGGCCCAGGGACUUGGGUCUGACUCCGGGGAGGGUCCCGGGAAUCUGCAUGUUUGACGCUCCUGUGCUUUGCACUUCGCACACCAGCCCUCGGCACCUGCAGACACCCAAAGCCAGACCUGUCCCCGGAGAAGGGCCCGGGCUGCCUCUGCAAAGCAGGUGGCCUCGGCCUUGUUACACCCUCUGCACAUCUGAUCCACAUCGUUGGAGGGGCCACUGGGGCCCCAGACUGUGAGGCGGACACUCGGGGCAGUGUCCUUGAGUGGGAGAGUGCCGGUGUCUUUGCAGGGGCUCCUGCCUCGAUGGAGGACGAUGUCUAACAGGGCGGGGCCAGGGUGAAAGCCAGGAGGGCAGGGCCAAAGGACAGGGUCAUGUCACUGAAAGGAAGAACCUGGAGGCCUCGGCCACUCAGUACGGACAAGCGGGGUGCAGACACAGCCUUGGGAACUCCGAGAGCGCAGCCUGUGUAGAGAGGGGAUUCUGUGCAGACACACGCUGUGGGGCGCAUCGCUGGCAGCAGGCAAAUUCAGCUGCACGAGUUUGCUUUCCAGUCACAGCCCUGAUUUCCCCACUUGGAAAGAAAAGUGGGUUGGGCUUCCUGACACGUGCAAUUACGGUGCCAACGAAUCCGGUGACCUUGGAGAUGUCUCUGGGGUCCCUUCAAGAAACAACUUCUGAGGCGUGCAGUUAGCGGAUGGCCUCUAAGUAGAGCUUUCCAGCUGCUGUCAGGCUCCUCCCGGGCGCCCCGCCAAUGGGAGUGCAGUGGGACGGGCCCAGCUGACCGAGGCUCAGUCCCUGCCAGGUCCUGCUUCCUGUCCCUUUUGUCUUUCGCAAGCGUCACCCUGACAGGCCUCAUACCCUCCUGACUCCAUCUCAGCAUCUCCCUGAGGACCCGGGCCGCACGUGUCAAACAAGACCGUCUCCUUUGAUCAUGCAAACGGCUUCCGCCUUCCCUGAUGACCUUGGAACUCCAGCCUGGGAGGAAGAGGACGUGGGGUGCGAGGGCUGCGGCCCGUCAGGCCCCCAAGUGCGCCCCGCUUUGCCUCUGAAGCAGCCGUCUGUCCUACGGGAACCCAGAGGACUUGGAGACCCGGCAGAAAGAGGCGCCAACUUCGUCUGGGUCCUGCCCCAGCCCUUGGGAUUUCCACCCGCAAAACAGCGAGCCUGGAGGCCAGGGACCCCGCUGCCGGGCUUAGGCUGCUGCCUGCAGAGGGCCCUUCUGUCCUCUGCCCUUCCUCCACACUCCCCAGAUCCAGAUGCACGGGGCAACGGGGGCAGAGGUCGCUCACUGAAGCCACCGGGAGGGGAAGACCAACACGGGCAGGCAGGGCACGUGACUGGAGAAGCCUGUCGCUUAACUUCUCUAAGCAUCUGCAAGGCAGGCACGUGGCCUCACCUGCCUGGCGGCUGGGACGGUGAGAACCCGUGCUGGCAAAGCUUGGGCUGCCAUCGAAUCGAGCCGGGACCCUGCUGGGGGCGGGUCAGGGCGUCCAUCUCUCUCGAAGGGGCAGCAACACUCGCCAAUGUCGAGGGCCCCAAACACCCAUCCUGAGCCGCCUCGCUCAGCCUCUAAUGCUGUCGCCCCGGCCAAUCUCUGGGUUCAUCUCUGGGUUCACACUCGCAGGCUUCCAAAGCUCGGCGGCCCCCGCCCCAUAAACAGCUGCCCCGUCCGUCCGAGGUCUCGUCUCUCCUCCCCAGAGUAGCCUUGGUGAGAACAGACCACAGCCCUGGCGGCGGACACGUACACGGAGCGCUGCCUCUGUCUGCAGACCGCUUGGCCCUGCUGUCAGAAUUUUCUGCAUUUUAUCUUCCCAGUGAGCCUGUGAGGUAGCUGGUGAGACAUUCUGAUGAGGAAGCGUGACCUGGCUGAACCCCGGAGGAGGUGGGCUGGAAGGACAGCCCGUCACGUGGCUGCCACAGCUAAACCCUCCCGGCUUCCUGGAGAAGCCAUGAAAACACAUGCGUCUCCUCUGAGGGCCCUCCUUGGCCUUCUAAAGGUGGAAUGACCAGGGGGCCCUCCCACCAGCUGCCAGCGAUCAAAUCAGUUUAUCCCCGUAAAUAUGCAAAUUAAGAUUCACUGUUGCCGGAC